CGAGCUGCGAAGCUUCUCCGUUGUUUCCAUCGGGCGGCAGUGCGCAUACCUUUUAGCUCGAGCUGCAUUACCCGCUGGUCCUCAUUGAGUCUGCGUUCCACUGAGGGGGAGGAUGGAGUCUCGAGAUCCUCAACUUUCAUCAACUGUAAGCGACGCGCCGGAAUCAACUUCAUGACAAAAAAAAAAGGCUUUUUAGCUUCCGCCGUGAUUUCAAUACGUUCUUCUCUCUUUUACUGAUAUGGAUACAACACGCGCGUUUUGGCGCCCGGUCGCUUGUUGAGCACCGGCGGAGACGCAGUGCAGGCUUUAGGACCGCGGAGACGUUCACUAAGCUGUCAGGGUUGCGAGUGUGCACAUAGCAGCACUGUGGAGAAAAGCCCCGUCGGAUGUGCUCAUACAGAGGACUUGUGAGGUAUCCGUAGAUAUCCGUAGAUAUCUGUCCUUACCGCGGCGCUGCCUCCCGAAGAGCGCGCCUGUGCGCCGGCAAUGGCUUUGCAUCGCGGUGAGGGACUGGAAAAUCCGCGGUCAGCACCGCGCAUCUGACACAAUACAGACUUCAUUGCUGUUUUAUAUUAGCUUUCUAUUUGCCCCUCAUAUUUCCCUUCAGUUUUUAUUCAAAAUUUGAAGUUUUGACCUGCAGCGGCUAAGAGAUAUUCUGUGCGCAUUUUGAACAUUUCAAAGGUAGGCAGUAUGCGUCUCGGCUUUGGAAUAGACACCCCUCAUGACAACUUCAGCCCUGCCUGAUUGGGAUAUUCCUUCAUAAUUUCGAAUAAAAUUACGGCAAGACGAAGAGGUAUUUUCUUUCCGUUCACCCGAUGCGAUGAUUACCCCCAGCCUUUACUGACAUCGGAAUCCGAUUAAUUUUGGGGGGAAAUUCAGACAGGAAACAUGAGAUCUCCCUUUCCACUGCAGAUGCUGCUCUAUGCCACAGUGAUCAGGAGCCUGAAGGUGGUGUCCAAGAGAGGCUCAGUGGACGGCUGCACGGACUGGUCGGUGGACUACUUGAAAUACAAAGUGCUUCUUGGGGAGCCAGUGCGGAUUAAGUGUGCGUUGUUUUAUGGAUAUAUCCGUGCUAACUACAGCCACGCACAAGGUGCUGGCCUCAGCCUGAUGUGGUACAAAAGUGCAGGACACGGAGACUUUGAGGAGCCCAUCUCCUUCGACGGCGUCAGGAUGAGCAAAGAGGAGGACUCCAUCUGGUUCAGGCCAGCAGAGCUUCAGGACAUCGGCCAUUACUCCUGUGUGUUACGAAAUUCCACAUACUGCAUGAAAGUGUCCAUGUCAUUGACCGUGUCGGAGAAUGACACAGACCUGUGCUACAACUCCAAAAUGAAGCACCUGGAGAAGGCAGAGCUCAGUAAAGGAAAGGAUAUUCUCUGUCCCGACAUAGAGGACUUCAUCCAGCCCAGCAAGGAUCUUGACAUCGUAUGGUACAAGGAGUGUAAACCCAAACAGUGGAGAGCCAGUAUUGUGAGGCGGAGGGAUACGCUGUCCAUUAAGGAAGUGAGAGAAGAUGACAUUGGAAAUUACACAUGUGAACUCAAGUUUGGAAACUUUCUAGUUCGAAGGACCACUGAACUGUUAGUCACAGCCCCUUUGACCGACAAGCCUCCAAAGAUCCUCUUUCCUGCGGAAAGCAAAAUGAGUGUCAUGGAGAUGCAGUUAGGCAGCUCCGUGAACUUGACGUGCCAGGCCUUCUUCGGAUACAGUGGCGACGCCAGCCCGAUCAUCUACUGGAUGAAGGGGGAGAAGUUCAUCGAGGACCUGGACGAGAGCCACGUGCGAGAGAGCGAAAUCAAGACUCUGCGAGAGCACCUGGGGGAACAAGAAGUGGCGAUCUCACUUACCAUAGAUGCUAUGAAGGAAACAGACUUGGGCAACUAUUCCUGCUACGUGGAGAAUGGGAACGGCAGAAGGCAAGCCAACAUCCAGCUCAUCAAGAGGGCAGAGCUGAUGUAUACAGUGGAGCUGGCUGGGGGUUUGGGUGCCAUCCUGCUCUUACUCAUCUCCCUGGUCACCCUGUAUAAGUGCUACAGAAUCGAGCUCAUGCUCUUCUACCGGACCCACUUCGGCAGUGAGGACGUGGAUGGCGAAAACAAGGAUUACGAUGCGUACGUGUCCUACAGUAAGGUGGAGCCGGAACAGUGGAGUCAGGAGAGCAGAGAAGAGGAGCGCUUUGCUCUCCAGAUCCUCCCUGACGUUCUGGAGAAGCAUUAUGGGUAUAAACUCUUCAUCCCUGACAGGGAUUUGAUCCCUACUGGAAGUUUCGCCAAUGAUCAUUUCCAGGAUGACACGAGACUCCUUAGAGCGUACAUCGAGGAUGUGGCGCGCUGCGUGGACCAGAGCAAGCGGCUGAUCAUCGUCAUGACGCCCAGCUACGUUGUGCGGCGGGGCUGGAGCAUCUUCGAGCUGGAGACACGGCUGCGGAAUAUGCUGGUGAGCGGCGACAUCAAGGUGAUACUGAUCGAGUGCGCCGAGCUCCGCGGCGUGCUCAACUACCAGGAGGUGGAGGCACUCAAGCACACCAUCAAGCUGCUGACGGUCAUCAAGUGGCCCGGGCCCGAGGGCAACAAGCUGGGCUCCAAGUUCUGGAAGCGUCUGCGCUACGAGAUGCCCUUCCGCCGGCCUGAGCGCGGGCCCUCGCGCGAGCAUGUGCUGGACGCCAGCGAGCAGGGCCCCUUCAGUGAGCUGCAGACCGUCUCAGCCAUCUCCAUGGCGACGGCCACAUCCACGGCAGUGGCAGCGGCGGCCCACCCUGACCUGCGCUCCACCUUCCACGGCAGCUACCACGCCUCGCUACGGCACAAACACUACUACCGCGGCUACGAGUAUGAUGCGGUGGCACCCGGGGGCACGCUUCCAUCGCUGUCCUCGCUGGCUGGACAGCACACCUACUGCAACAUCCCCAUGACCGUGCUGAACGGGCAGCGUGCCGGGGGCAGGGCAGGAGGCAGAGCAGGGGGCAGGGGGGCGCGGCCUGAGCUCACGCAGCCACUGGACGAGCAGCACGGGAACAACGCCCUGCUGCCGCUCCUGCCCCGCGAGACCAGCAUCUCCAGUGUCAUCUGGUGACGGACGCGGCCUCCGCCCGCCACGCCCAGACCCUGCUGACGCCCACUGUGCCAAGGUGCGGAGGAGAAGAAAAGCGAUGUGAGAAAGGACGACAGAAUCUCCUGAGGCAAAUGUGGACAGCUGGUGUUCAGGUUGCAGGCCCUUUCACAGGGAUUUAGGAACCGCAGAGCGGAACCUUCAGAACCGGUCCAGAGCCGCCAGAGGGAUUUAUUUUCAGAAGGAUUUUUCAAUUAGAGGAGUGGGGGGCAAAUGUUUAUGAAAACUUGGAGAACCCAUUGUGUUUCAUACCUGUACACACACACACACACACUCACACACACACAUACACACACACACACACACACACAUAUUCACAAGGAA
Messenger RNA from Electrophorus electricus (electric eel), 3432 nucleotides. RefSeq names its product interleukin 1 receptor accessory protein-like 1b (gene il1rapl1b). NCBI's taxonomy places the organism in Eukaryota, Metazoa, Chordata, Actinopteri, Gymnotiformes, Gymnotidae. The record is from RefSeq and is a predicted model, not a curated record. Gene Ontology annotation, biological process: negative regulation of exocytosis; signal transduction. Gene Ontology annotation, molecular function: interleukin-1 receptor activity.